Molecule: messenger RNA, 3945 nt
Organism: Chanos chanos (milkfish)
Lineage: Eukaryota; Metazoa; Chordata; Actinopteri; Gonorynchiformes; Chanidae
Gene: caskin2a
Product: CASK interacting protein 2
Exons: 21
Coding region: 1-3945 (1314 amino acids)
Molecular function (GO): protein binding
Source: RefSeq, a predicted model, not a curated record
AUGGGGAAAGAACAGGACCUCCUGUUGGCAGUGAAAAAUGGAGACAUUUCUUCAGCCCAUAAACUUCUGUCCAAGUUCAAGGGUGGCCGAAACAAGUUACUGGGCUCAACUAAGCGACUGAACAUCAACUACCAGGAUGCAGAUGGGUUUUCAGCCCUUCAUCAUGCCGCCCUGACGGGUACCACAGACCUGCUUGCCCUGCUGCUGGAGGCCCAGGCCACGGUUGACAUUAAGGACAGUAACGGGAUGCGUCCGCUCCACUACGCUGCGUGGCAGGGCAAAGCCGACACCGUGUUGAUGCUACUUCGCGCUGGCGCUUCGGUCAACGCGGCGUCCCAGGACGGGCAGAUCCCUCUGCAUCUCUCCUGUCAGUAUGGGCACUAUGAGGUGUCAGAGAUGUUGCUUCAGCACCAGUCCAACCCCUGUAGUGUUAACAAAGCGAAGAAGACCCCCCUGGACCUUGCCUGUGAGUUUGGAAGACUCAAGGUGACUCAGCUGUUGUUGAGCAGUAACAUGGUGGUGCCUUUGCUGGAGGGAAACGGGAGAGACAACACACCGCUUCACCUCGCCGCUCGUAACGGCCACAAAGACAUCAUCAGGCUGCUCCUGAAGGCUGGCAUAGAAAUCAACAGAACCACUAAAGCUGGCACGGCCCUGCACGACGCUGCCCUCUAUGGCAAGACUGAAGUGGUGCGACUACUGCUGGAAGCAGGAAUCGACGUCAACAUUCGUAACAGCUAUAACCAAACGGCGCUGGACAUUGUCAACCAGUUCACCACCUCCCAUGCCAGCAAAGACAUCAAACAGCUGCUGAGAGAUGCCGGUGGGGCCCUGCAGGUCCGAGCGAUGAAAGACUACUGGAACCUCCACGACCCGACGGCCCUGAACAUGAGAGCUGGAGAUGUUAUCAUGGUUGUGGAGCAGCACAUGGAUGGCAGGUGGAAAGGGUACAUUCAUGACAGCCAGAGAGGCACAGACCGCGUGGGUUUCUUUCCUCCUUCCAUAGUAGAGGUCAUCAAUCGCCGAGCAGGGGGCCCUCUCUCGCGCCAGGCCUCCCUGCCCAGUCAUAGACAGCAUGCCCUGACCAGGGUGGUGCCACCCUACACUGGACCCCACACAGACGACUCCUACACACUAUAUACUCCCCACCAUUCCACUCUGCCUCGCUCAAACGGUCUGGACCAGAGCACAGGUGUGUCAGCAGGCAGAGCCAAUGGCCCGUGUGUGCCAGCUAGUUCCGGUGACUCACAGGAUGUUUGGGUCCUCAGGACGGCAGUCAGCGGAGACAGGAACAGUGUUGGCAGUGCGGGGAGUGUUGGAAGCACACGGAGUGCUGGCAGUGGGCAGAGCUCUGAGGGCACUUAUGGGCAAAACGGGCACCAGUCACUCGCUGGCACAGUGUCUGACCAGAGCAAGCUGUCUCCCCCUGCUGGAGAAUCAGUGCAACAGCACAGCCCAGGAUCUGAGCACACUAAACAACUUAAGGCUCCGGCAGGUGCCUCUGUGAAAAGACAGGCUGUGAACAGCGUCAGGAUAACAGAACAGGGAUCUAACCAUCACGUCGUUCACCCAGACCAGCUGCUGGAGGGCAGAGAUGCUGAGGCGAUCUACCAGUGGCUAAGUGAGUUCCAGCUGGAGCAGUACACAGCAAACUUUCUCAACGCCGGCUACGACGUCCCCACCAUCAGCAGGAUGACCCCAGAGGACCUUACUGCCAUCGGAGUCACGAAGCCGGGUCAUCGUAAGAAGAUCUCCCUGGAGAUUGCUAAUCUUAACAUCCCAGAGUGGCUACCAGACUAUAUUCCGACGGACAUCGGUGAGUGGCUCGGUGCCAUCGGUUUGCCUCAGUACCAGAAGAGACUGGCAGAGAACGGUUACGACUCCAUCAGCAUCGUACGAGACAUCACUUGGGAGGACCUGCAGGAAAUUGGCAUCAAUAAACUGGGUCAUCAGAAGAAGAUCAUGCUGGCCGUGAAGAAGCUGUGUGAUGUGCACAGGGCCCGUAGGAACCAGGCUGGGUUUCAGGGGACCCUCCAACGCCGGAAACCCCCUGCCGCCUUGGAGCUGGUGGCCAUCGAAACCCCCGAGAGCACCGACUGCCCCACUUGCCCCGUCACGCCCAAGAUGCUCACCUUCCAGGACAGCGAGCUGAGCGCGGAGCUGCAGAGCGCCAUGAUUGGGAGCGGGCACGGCGGGUGCCAGGAGAACCUGGGCGGCCUCAUGACUGGCACCGCUGUUUCGUUGAGUCAGGAGAGCAUCGGCACUCGCUCGCGGGGCUCGGGGCGUUCCCAGGAACGCACGCUGGCGUCCGUCGCCCACCACAGCUGCUCCGAGGAAAGCUUGGGCAGCGGGGACGGAAGUCCAAACAAGGAACGGCACGUUAUGCCAGAACCACGAGAACAGAACCAACGCGCGGUACCGCUCCAGCUGCAACAGCAGGCCCCUGGCGACCACACGCCGACUCACACGCCGCCCAUGACCCCCAGUAAAAUGACGCGCUUUGCUUACCCCACUGUCCCCCCCAAGCCCAGACCGGGUGUCGCCUCGACUCCGCCCCAUCACGGCUCCCCCCACGGCUCCCCCAGACAGCGAGGGUUUAAUUACCUGCAGCCCCAGGGAAGGAUAUCGGACGCUGGCCGCGGCUCCCCCUCCAAGCCCCCGCAGCCGAGCGGCGACGCUCAACGGUCGAAGAAACGUACCCAGAGUUUAACGCGCUACGCUCUCUCUGACGGAGAGGGAGAGGAAGAGGAGGUGCCGACCGUGCCCUCGGGAAGCCUGGCAUCUUACGCUACCCUCACGCGCAAGCCCGGUCGCAGCCAGCCCCCCGCGGCCGCCAGCCAACGCCACGUCGCCCGCAGUCAGUCCUUCGCUAUACGUGCCCGGCGGAAAGGCCCACCUCCUCCGCCCCCCAAAAGAAUGAGCUCUGCCCCGAUUGGUGCCGGUGGAGGUGGGGGCGGGGGCGGGGUGGAAACGGAGAGCGCUGGAAAGGUCAAAAGUAUCGCAGCCAGAUUGGAGCGCAGUGGGGGGAGUCCUGUAAAGACCCCAAAAAAUCCCGGACUCCCACCCUCCUCCCCGACGGUGCUGCCCAAAACCCCAGGGAGCCGAGCAAGAAACGACAGCGAGUCGUUGCCGUGGGAAACCAACCCGGCGGAUGUGGGCAGGGCGGGGAAGCCUGCGGAGAACGGCGGGAGGCUGAGAACGAGCGAUCAGAGGGCGGAGCCCCUGCGGGGGAUCCCGAGAGAGAGUCUCCCUUUCGCCGAGGAAGGCAGUCUUACCAUCAAACAGCGGCCUAAAACGGGCGGGGCCAAGCCGGAGCCCGAAGCCGCCGAAACUCCCAAAGCGGCCCAGGCCCCCAGGGUGUCCCUAGAGGUGCCCGAAUUCAACCUGAAAGAGUCGGACACCGUGAAGAGACGACACAAACCCAAGGAGAGGGAAGCACAGAGCGGCAGUCAGGACACACACACGCUCACGCACACAGUGAGCCAGAAGGUUGUGGGCUUUGAGAAAAGCUUGCCGUGUGCGAUGAAUGGAAGUCCGCCGAAACCGCCCCUGUCUCCAAAACUGCCCUCACCCGCUCCCGUUAAACCUGCCCGGCAUUCCGCAGCAGCUGCCUCAGGUCCUGUGAUGACCAGCUUGGUGCAGGGAGUGACCUUUUCUGUCCUGUCUCCAGGCAACCCCACGGCUCACGGUCUCCCUCAGGGUCAGCGUGGACAAACGGAAAAGCCCCAGGCUCCAAAAGGAGGCGCAGAGAUGCAUGUGCAGAGGAGGCUGGAGCAGACGAGCACCUCCCUGGAGGAGGCCUUGAAGGUUGUGGAGAAGAAGCUGGCACAGGAGGAUCCCACUGACAGUGGCAUCUACGCCGUGAAGUCGGCGGGGAACAUUCUGGAUGACAUCGGGAACAUGUUUGACGAUCUCGCCGACCAGCUCGACGCCAUGCUCGACUGA